GGAGGUUUAGGAGAUGAAUGUUGGUUGAGGUUAUUUCUCGAAUAUCUUGUCUGCAUUGUAGUGAUGGUGAUGGAGAUGGGAGAAGAGUCUUUCCAGCAAAGGGUGAUUGAGACUGUGAAGAGAUGCCAACAGCGGCAGGAUGGUCCUUUAAUCUGGGCUAUGGAAAUCGGGAAUUGUUUAAACUCCGGGAAGGUUGAACCCAGCCCGGAAUUAGGAGAAGUUUUGGUGUCUUAUCUUUGUUUUCAGAACAAUCAUCCUUCUCUUUGGAAGUUUUUCGAUUACGCUCUUUCCUCUCGCCUUCUCUCUCCGCUUCAUCUUCUUUCUCUUCUCACUGCCAAACUCGUUCCUCAUCGACGCUCUCAGCCUCAAGCUUUCCGGCUUUAUCUCGAGCUCCUUAAUCGACACGCUCUGUCGUUUCAUGACGUCACCUCCGAUUCUUGUAAACACAAGAUUAUAGAAUCUGUUAGUGUUAGCCUUGAGCUUUCUCAGACUUACAAUGUUGGAGUUGUGGAGCUUGGACACGUGUUUGUUUUGUUCUUCUUCACCGUUAUUGUUCGCUUGAUUGAUAGCUUGUUUGAGGAUUGGGGAUUUCCGAAUCCAAGUGCAGGAGUUGAAAGUGUUGAACACCACAGUAUUAUGGAGAUUGACUCUGUUGGAAAUGAACAACAUCUUGUGCAGAUGAGGAUGAAGAAUUCUCUCAUUGCGCUUCAAGUCUUGAACAAGCUUGCUGAAAGUGGAAAAGCCGUGGUUCUACUUCGCCUUGUUCACUUCAACAUGCCUGAAAAGUUCAAUGGCCUUCUGCAGAGGCUGCAGUUUCUUGAAGCCAAUAAGUUAGCAUCCUCAAAACUGAAGUCUGCAAACCAGCUUUUAGCUACAUUAUGUUCUAAUGUCCAGAAAGUUUUGGGUUAUGACAACAGGCUAAAUAAGCAUAGGCUCAUUGGAAUGCUUGUUGAUACUAAAUCAUUGAGGCCAACGUCUUGCUGCAAUAGUGAAUCUGGUUUGUCAGCUUGUUGGCUUCCCUUUGAUAUUUACAUGGAGAAUGCAAUGGAUGGGCGACAACUUCCUGUCAGGUCAGCCAUUGUUAUACUUUCAGAAACAAUUAAUACCCUCAGAGUACUUAACCGGGCAAGCUGGCAAGAAACUUUCCUAGCACUUUGGCUUUCAGCCCUUCGGCUUGUGCAAAGAGAACGUGAUCCUCCAGAAGGCCCUGUUCCACAUCUUGAGGCCCGCCUUUGUAUGCUUUUGUCUAUUGUCCCCUUGGCAAUUGCUGAUGUUUUGGCUGAAGAGUCCAAAUUGCAGUUUUCGAAGGUUAAGGGGGUAGCAACACCUGGGUGUACGGAAACUGGGUUUGGACGUGGAUUAGGUGGGCAGUGCCUUGCUUCAAUUAAAGAGGAAUUGAUUUCCUCUCUCCAGGUGCUUGAAAACUUUACUGGGCUCUUAUGCCCUCCAGCAUCUGCCGUUGGGGAAGCCAAUAAUGCAGCUGCAAAAGCAGCAAGAUUCAUUUCCAUUUCACAGAUUACAACGGAUGGUUUAGUCAGUAACAGUCCUGGUGACCCAUUUUUAAAUUCAGGUGGCAACAUGAGGCACCUCAUAGUGGAAGCUUGCAUUGCAAGAAAUUUAAUUGACACAUCGGCAUAUUUUUGGCAUGGUUAUGUUCCGGCAUCAGUAAUUGCACUGUCUGAACUAUCACCAGUUCAAAAAUCUCCUUGGUCCAUGUUCAUGGAAGGAGCACCAUUAAAUGGUUCACUUACAGCUUUGCUUUUCAGUACUCCUGCUUCAAGUUUAGCAGAAAUAGAGAAACUAUACCAUAUUGCAUUGAAUGGGUUGGUAGAGGAGCGAUCAGCAGCUGCAAAAAUUCUAUGCGGUGCAUCCCUCACCCGUGGAUGGAAUAUUCAGGAAGAAGUGGUAUGCUUUCUGGUCAAGAUUCUUUCUCCGCCUGUCCCUCCUGGUUAUACUGGACCAAGGAGUCACUUAAUUGAUCAUAUGUCUAUGCUUAGUGCUAUCCUGUUUGAAGUAUCCACUAUCGAUACUAUUCAUAUUCUUUCUAUGCACGGAGUGAUUCCGGAAGUUGCAGCAGCUGUGAUGCCACUUUGUGAGGUCUUUGGGUCACUUGUACCUACAUCAAGUAACAAAUCAAAUUCUGGUGACGGGCCCUCAUUUUACAUGGUUUUUUCUUCUGCUUUUCUGUUUCUUCUUCGUCUAUGGAAAUUCUAUAGACCACCUCUUGAGCAAUCCAUCACUGAUGGAGCAAUGGGAGUCGAGCUUAAUCUAGAGUAUCUUUUGUUAUUGCGUAAUUACCGCAUUGCAUCGCAUUAUUCUGCUUCUCAGAAUGAAAUAAACAGCAAUUUGGAUCAGCAGGUGUCAGAUAAGCCCAUAUAUCUUGAUCAUUUUCCAAAAUUACGUGCUUGGUAUUGUCAAAACAAAUCUUGUAUUGCUUCAGCACCCUCUGGCCUUUCUACCAGCAAUCCUGUUCAUCAAGUUGCUAAUAAGAUUUUAAGUAUGAUUUACUCCAAAAUGACUAAAAGCGGAGCCUCAUCGGGUAAUUCUUCAACCCCAUCAACCGCCAGUGUUUCUGAGUCCCCUGCAAGUACGGGAGAAGAUGUUUACCAGAGACCUAUCCUGCCUGCAUGGGAACUGUUGGAAGCAAUCCCUUUUGUUCUUGAGGCUGUUUUAACUGCUUGUGCAUAUGGAAGGCUUUCAUCUCGGGACUUGACAACAGGCCUGAGGGACCUUGUGGACUUUUUGCCUGCAUCUCUUGCUGCAAUUAUCAGUUAUUUCUCAGCAGAAGUCACUCGUGGUGUAUGGAAACCAGUUCCGAUGAAUGGAAUAGAUUGGCCUAGUCCAGCAGCAAACUUGCCUUCAAUUGAGUCUGAACUGAAAGCAAUACUGGCUGCUGCCGGUGUUAAUGUUCCCCUCUGUUCCUGUGAGAAAUUGCCGAUAGUGCUUCCACUUCCGCUUGCAGCUUUUGUCAGUUUAACCAUUACUUUCAAACUCAACAAAAGCCUGGAGUACCUCCAUGGUGUAGUUGGGCCAGCUUUGGAGAACUGUGCGUCAGGUUGCCCCUGGCCUAUCAUUCCCAUAAUUGGCUCCCUGUGGGCACAAAAGGCUCGCGGCUGGCAUGAAUUCAUAGUGGUAUCGUGUUCUCGUACUGUGUUCAUACGAAACAAAGAAGCUGUUGUCCAGCUUCUGAGAAGUUGCUUCACCUCAUUCCUUGGAUCCCUUCAUGUUUCUCCUUUGUUGACCAACCAAAGCAGCGUAGAUAAUCUACUGGGCUGCAUUGUUUCAGCUCAUACUGUUUGUCCUGCCAUGUCCAUAGCACCUGGAUUUCUUUACCUUCGGUCUUGCAGGACAAUACAUGAUGUUGAACAUAUUAGUGAUGUGAUCGUAGGGCUUGUAGCAGAGUAUGCUCGAGAAGCAGCCGGUAGAUGGGCAAGCUCAGACUCGCACAGGUUGAAGUCUAGUCGAGCAUCAUUGUCUCUAGCCAGUUCCAAGGCAAGAGAGGUGGGUACGCUGGGUGCAAGCCUCUUAUUUCACACCGGUGGAUUACACAUGGUUCAAGAACUAUACCGAGAAACUAUACCAACCUGGUUGCUAUCAUCAAGAGAAGAGAAAGCUGGGAAGGCGAGUGCCGUAGCUCGAAUAAUGGAAGGCUAUGCAAUGGCAUAUAUGUUAGUUCUAUCUGGAUCACUGAUGUGGGGUGUUGGAGCCACAACAAAAGAGUCAUGUACAUUCUCCAGAAGGGCCCUCAUCAUAAGUAAGCACUUGGAGUUUCUGGGGAGGGUAUUGGAUGGGAACAUAUCGCUCGGCUGUCAUCCCGCCACUUGGAAAGCGUAUGUUUCAUGUUUAGUAGGUCUGAUAGUAAGCUGUGCUCCAGCAUGGGUUGAAGCAGUGCAGGUAGAGACAUUGAAGAAACUGGCAAAUGGAUUGAAAGGAUGGCAUGAAUGUGAACUAGCACUCUCUCUUCUUGAAAGAGGUGGGAUUGAAUCCAUAGGAUGUGUAAUUGAAAUGUUAGAUGUAAUUAAUUGAUUGAGUUUAGGUUAAAAUGUGUAAUGUACAGUAUGGUAUCUGUGAUUAGAAGAGUUUUCAGUGGAGGAGCCUUCAUUCUGAUGCUGUUGCUGUAAUGUAAUGCAAUGUAUAGGUAUUGUUACCGGUUUGGGUGAUUUUUGAGCUUUUAGAAAAUUUGUCCAUAAUUGUACAGGAAAUGGAUUUAUUUUCUUUUGCAUUUUAA
This is a messenger RNA of Pistacia vera, 4228 nucleotides long. RefSeq names its product mediator of RNA polymerase II transcription subunit 33A-like. The transcript is spliced from 11 exons. Lineage: Eukaryota; Viridiplantae; Streptophyta; Magnoliopsida; Sapindales; Anacardiaceae. The record is from RefSeq and is a predicted model, not a curated record. Gene Ontology annotation, cellular component: mediator complex. The coding region runs from base 64 to 4026 and encodes 1320 amino acids. Gene Ontology annotation, biological process: regulation of phenylpropanoid metabolic process.